AUGGGGUCGUCUGACAACUUGGAUGGGGAUGAAGAUCAGAAGAUGAAGCCUGAAGCAGAUGGGGAGCAUUGCAACAGUUUGAUUAUGGAUUUACCAGUUACUGGCAUACCUGAAGCAGCUGCUUUCCCCUAUUUACAUCAAAGACUCUAUAUAGAUGAGUUCGAAUCUCCUCCCAACGAGUACUGCAAACAUGACCUUUUCCCUGAAUGGCAUUUGCCAGUGAAGACGGCACUGAUAUUAUCUUUGUUGACCUUUACCUACACUUUCCUAAGAGACGUCAUCCAUCCUCUUGUAACUGCUCAAGAAAAUGUCUUUUAUAAAAUCCCAGUCCUGGUUAUAAACAAAGUUUUGCCGGUCGUUUCAAUCACCCUUUUGGCUUUAGUUUAUUUGCCAGGGAUAUUGGCUGCUGGUUUUCAACUCCAUUAUGGAACCAAAUACAGGCGCUUUCCACAGUGGUUGGAUAGGUGGAUGUUAUCAAGAAAACAGUUUGGGCUUCUUGGCUUCUUUUUUGCCUCAAUGCAUGCAUGCUACAGUUUGUGCUAUCCAAUGAGGAGAUCUUAUCGAUACAAGCUUUUGAACUGGGCUUAUCAACAGGUAAAGCAAAAAAAGGAAAAUGCCUGGAUUGAGCAUGAUGUUUGGAGAAUGGAGAUUUAUGUGUCUUUAGGAAUUCUGGGACUUGCUGUCUUGGCAGUAUUGGCGGUUACAUCAAUUCCGUCAGUCAGUCAGUCACUGACUUGGAGAGAGUUUCACUAUAUUCAGAGCAAGAUGGGAUACUUAGCUCUCCUGCUGUGCACCGUUCACGCACUAGUGUUUGCAUGGAAUAAGUGGAUCGACAUAGGCCAGUUUUUGUGGUAUACUCCUCCAACGUUCAUGAUAGCCGUUCUUCUUCCCAUAGUGGUUUUGGCUUGCAAAAGUAUCCUCCUUUUCCCAUGCUUUAGGAAGAGGCUACAGAAGAUCAGAGCUGGCUGGGAUGUUAACACCGUGUCAAGAAGGGCACUGAUGAAUUCCAGAUUAUAGAUGAAUUGUGUCUGUAUUUUGCUGCCAACUUUUUUCAGCCCCUAAGCAUGUAAAGAUCAUA
Euleptes europaea (tarantolino) is the source of this 1078-nucleotide messenger RNA. RefSeq names its product STEAP family member 1 (gene STEAP1). The transcript has 4 exons. Gene Ontology annotation, cellular component: endosome; plasma membrane. Bases 1 to 1017 code for a protein of 338 amino acids. The record is from RefSeq and is a predicted model, not a curated record. NCBI's taxonomy places the organism in Eukaryota, Metazoa, Chordata, Lepidosauria, Squamata, Sphaerodactylidae.